This is a messenger RNA of Paramecium sonneborni, 1294 nucleotides long. NCBI's taxonomy places the organism in Eukaryota, Ciliophora, Oligohymenophorea, Peniculida, Parameciidae. The record is from the annotation of a GenBank genome assembly.
AUGAAUUAAAACGAUUCAACUUAAGAAAACCAGCUUUAAAAAUGCAUAUAGCAUCCUGAAAAUGAUGCAAAUUAUUUUUGUAUAGAUAAGGAUUGCGAAUAAAAAGGAUUAUGUUGUGAUAAAUGUAUAAAUAAAAAUUCUCAUUUUUUUCAUCAAUCUCUUGUCUAAAAGAUUUCUGAUUUGAGUGGGACUGUUAAUACAUUAUUUCAAAUAGGUAAAUUUAAUAUCUAAUAUAAAUAUUAGGUGAAUACUUAAGAGAUUUGGGUGAAUAUACGAAUGCAUUAGAAUGGUAUGAUUAAGCAUUAUCAAUAAAUCCUUAACAUAUUGAUUCACUAAUUUAUAAAGGUUAAAAAAAUAAAUGAAGCAUUUUUUUAGGUGAUUGUUUAGGAAAUUUGAAUUAAUUUUCAGAUGCAUAAAAAUUAUAUGAUUAAGUACUAACCAUAAAUCCUUAAAAUUUUGAUUCAUUAUUUAGAAAAGGUAUAUUAAUAUCUAGUUUGAUUUUAGGAGAAUGCUUAAAUUACUUAGGAGAAUAUCAAGAUGCAUAGAAAUGGUACAAUUAAGCAUUAAUCAUGAAUCCUAAUCAUGUAGGAUCAUUAUUCGGAAAAGGUAAUCAAAUUAUUAAUAUCAUAUUAGGUGAGUGCUUAACAUUAAUUGGGUUAGUAUAUAGAUUCAUAGAAAUAGUAUGAUUUAGUUUUGGUUAUAAAUCCUUAACAUCUUGAUUCAUAGUAUAGAAAAGGUAAGCAAGUAUGUAAUAUUAUUAUAGGGGAAUGCUUAAGUUACUUGGGAUACUUUUUAGAAGCAGAGAAAUGUUUUGAUUAAGUAUUAGUCUAUAAUCAUUAACAUGUUGAAUCAUUAUUUAGAAAAGGUAAACAAAAUUAUAUAUAUAUCAUUUUAGGGGAAUGCUUAAGAAAAUUGGGAAGAAUCUUUGAUGCAUUGAAAUUUUAUGACGAAGCAUUAUCUAUAAGUCCUUAACAUAUUGAUUUAUUAUUUUAAAAAGGUAAAAAUUAUAUAUUUAAUAUCAUUUUAGGUGAAUGCUUAAGUUCUUUAGGCUUAUAUGCAGAUGCAUUAAAAUAUUAUGACUUAGUAUUACUUAUUAAUCCUUAACAUAUUAAUUCACUAUAUGGAAAGGGUAUUUUAAAUCAUUUAUUUUAGGUAUAACCUUACUAUCUUUAAACUAAAAUAAAAAAGCUCUUAUAGUCUUUAAAUUAGCUUAUCUUGAACUUACAAAUCAUCCAAAAAUAAAAGAAUCAAUUAGUAAUAUGCUAACAUUAUUUUAGAAUAAUGCAAUUAUUGA